This is a messenger RNA of Plasmodium fragile, 429 nucleotides long. RefSeq lists its product as uncharacterized. Bases 1 to 429 code for a protein of 142 amino acids. Lineage: Eukaryota; Apicomplexa; Aconoidasida; Haemosporida; Plasmodiidae. The transcript is spliced from 2 exons. The record is from RefSeq and is a predicted model, not a curated record.
AUGAAAAUCUACAUAUUUGCAUACGUGUGCCUUUUAUCAAUUUUCGCCACAAGGGGAGUGAAAAUCGAGAGACCUUGUAACUAUAUCUGCACGCAAGUGUUAAGGAGUGCUUAUGGAACAAAAAAGACGGCGAAGAGGAAAGCAUUAAAUUUGAAUCCCCAUGGGGAGGAAACCUACUUGGAGGCGGUUCGGUCGAACAUAGCCAAGGCUGCUACCCGAGGGGUUAAGAGUCCCUUCGGUCUGGCCAUCAUCACGCUUGCGCUGGGUUCGCUAGUGGGCCUCCUAUACAAACGCAGGAAAGAAACGACGGGAGUACACGGAUCAGGUGGGUCCAGCGGCUUGUUCAAGUACAAAUGCGUUAAAUGCAACUUGGUGAUAUUUCCAUCCAAAGGCAGGGACCAAAAAUUCGUAAAGGAGGUAGGCCUCUAA